ACUCAAACGAAACUAUUUUAGUUCCAAAAUAAAAUAACUAAAAUGUCAAAACCCCCGUUCCAAAUGAAACCAUCUCCAGUGUUUUUUUAUCUGUCCUAGUAAACCAAUGAAAUAUUUAUCAUUCUUUUUUAACUCUUCCUCUGUUUUCUAUAUCCUCUGUUUCCUCAAGACAAAAAUUAAGAAUAAACCAUGUUGUUGUUGUGUUGUUGAUCAUCAUCAUAGUACAAGACAACAAUUCAAGACCAAUGCAUAAUACAAACACAAACAAUAGUCAAAAUCACAAAAAACAACAACCAUACAAAGACAUUCCUCAACCAUGGCUGCUGCUUCUUCUUCUGCAACAACAAGAUCUCACAAAAAAACACUUCCAAUCAUUCUCAUUUUUGUUGCUUUCCACUUUGUUUUCUCUUCAUUUACCCCUUUAGUACUCUCCCUCCCCAUUGAGUCAGCUUCCAGCGAUUUCUCUCCCGCCAAUCAGACUUUCCGGCCACCCAAAACUUUGAUUGAGUUGAAGAGAAUAAGAGCCUAUCUGAAAAAGAUUAACAAGCCAGGGGUCAAGACAUUUCAGAGUCCUGAUGGUGAUGUGAUUGAUUGUGUAUUAUCUCAUCUUCAACCAGCCUUUGAUCAUCCUCUGCUAAAAGGACAGAAACCACUGGAACCACCAGAGAGGCCAAAAGGGCAUGACUCCAUAGAUGAAGUGAUAGAGAGCUUUCAGCUAUGGAGAAAUUCUAGUGAAUCAUGCCCAGAAGGAACCAUUCCAAUCCGAAGGACUAGAGAAAGUGACGUUCUUCGAGCUAGUUCAAUCCAAAGAUUUGGAAAGAAAUUGCGAAGAAUCGUAAGACGUGACACGACGAGCAGCGAUCAUGAGCACGCGGUUGCUUUUGUCAAUGGAGAACAAUAUUAUGGAGCAAAAAGUAAUAUGAAUGUGUGGGCACCCCGUGUAACGGAUCAAUACGAAUUCAGUCUGUCACAAUUAUGGAUAAUCUCUGGCACUUUUGGCAAUGAUCUUAACACCAUUGAAGCUGGUUGGCAGGUUAGCCCAGAAUUGUAUGGAGACAACUACCCUAGGUUCUUCACUUAUUGGACAACUGAUGCAUACCAAGCUACUGGAUGCUACAACUUGCUUUGCUCAGGUUUUGUGCAAACCAACAACAGGAUUGCCAUUGGAGCUGCUAUCUCUCCUAGGUCAUCCUACACUGGCAGACAAUUUGAUAUUGGCAUGAUGGUUUGGAAGGAUCCAAAGCAUGGACAUUGGUGGCUUGAAUUCGGGUCGGGCCUCCUAGUCGGGUACUGGCCAUCAUUCUUGUUCACCCAUUUGAGAACCCAUGCAACUAUGAUUCAAUUUGGAGGUGAAAUAGUGAACACAAGAGCAUUAGGAUAUCACACAUCCACUCAAAUGGGCAGUGGCCAUUUCGCCAACGAAGGGUUUGGAAAAGCAUCUUAUUUUCGAAAUUUACAGGUUGUCGAUUGGGAUAACAACCUCCUCCCUCUCACCAACCUCCAUCUCCUUGCUGAUCACCCAAACUGUUACAAUAUCAGAGCAGGUAGAAACAAUGUUUGGGGAAAUUACUUCUACUAUGGAGGUCCCGGAAGGAAUGGAAGGUGUCCUUGAGAAAAUCGGAACAAGGGAACUUUAUCACUUACCCCACCUCAAGGAAAUGAGACUCACCACAUAUGUAAAUUGGGGAAAUAUAUAUAAAUUUUAUAUGUAGAUACCCCGCUCGGGCAGUGUUUUUUUAAUUUUAUUUAUUUUUAUUUUAUUGUUUUCUUUGUUUUUCAUUGUUUUGAUUGUAAAAUGGGAGUAAAAAUUGAGCUAGGGUUUGCAUGCUACUCAAAUGACCAAAGCACCCCAAUCCAAAUGUUACUUCACGAUAAUUCAUAUCUGUAUUACAAAUAUUGACUAAAGGUGUGGAAAUGACUGCCAAGUCAUCACAAAUUAUGUAA
Messenger RNA from Camellia sinensis, 1944 nucleotides. NCBI's taxonomy places the organism in Eukaryota, Viridiplantae, Streptophyta, Magnoliopsida, Ericales, Theaceae. The record is from RefSeq and is a predicted model, not a curated record.